Molecule: messenger RNA, 891 nt
Organism: Salvia hispanica
Lineage: Eukaryota; Viridiplantae; Streptophyta; Magnoliopsida; Lamiales; Lamiaceae
Product: axial regulator YABBY 5-like
Biological process (GO): multicellular organism development; cell fate commitment
Cellular component (GO): nucleus
Source: RefSeq, a predicted model, not a curated record
UCCUUCUUCUCCACCCAAAUGCCCUAGCCAGCUACUUUCAUUUUCUCAGCUGCCUUGCUAGCUAAAACCUUGUUUCUUUUCAAUUCUCCUCUUUAAAUAUAUCUGCACAUCUAUGCAUAACUCACUUGAUUAAUUAGCUAUCCUCUAGAGAGAGAGAGAAUUAGAGAGAGAAUGGAGAUGGUGGGCGAUCAAAUGUGUUACAUCCCUUGCAACUUCUGCAGUAUUAUCCUUGCGGUGAGUGUUCCAUGCAAGAGCCUGUUUGAUGUAGUGACCGUACGGUGCGGCCACUGCUCCAAUCUUUUAGCUGUAAACAUGGCUGCUUCCUUCCACAGUCUUCAUCAGCCCCCCUCCAACGAUGCUCAGGGUUCAUCUGAGUACAGAGUGGAUCCAGGAGGAUCCUCUUCCAAAUGGAACCAUAGGAUUCCAAUCCAGCCUUCAAGCUUUAUCACCAAACCAAAUCACAAGACCGUUAACCGUCCCCCAGAGAAGCGGCAGCGCGUUCCGUCUGCAUAUAAUCAGUUCAUUAAAGAGGAGAUUCAAAGAAUCAAGGCGAAUAACCCUGAUAUCAGCCACAGGGAAGCUUUCAGCACUGCUGCCAAAAAUUGGGCACACUUUCCUCACAUCCAUUGUGGACUCAUGCUGGAAACCAAUAACCAAGACAAAUUUGAUGAGAACUCUGACAAGCAUGAAAUGAGAAGGUCUGCUGUUCUGAACAAAUGAUCGUUAGCUGGCGUCAAGUGAUCAUCCAAUCCAUAUAUAUGUCCUCAUGAUCAUGCAUAUUAUUUUUAUUUCUUGCAUUAUUUACUUUGAAUUUAUGCUUGUGGCUACCUACUUCUGUUGAUGUUUUUCAUCCAUGUUUUGUUUUUGAAUGAAAUUUGUGGUUUAUUUGCA